Messenger RNA from Leptosomus discolor (cuckoo roller), 1093 nucleotides. Lineage: Eukaryota; Metazoa; Chordata; Aves; Leptosomiformes; Leptosomidae. The record is from RefSeq and is a predicted model, not a curated record.
AGAGAAGGAACCCGUUCGUUACGCCAACCUCAUGUAUGACAGGAGAGUGGUGCGCGGCAACACCUAUGCCCUCCGCGUCAUACCUGCGAGUACCCAGCCCAAUCCUCUUGAGAUUCAAAGGCAGAGGGAGGCACGGAAAAGAGCUCUGGCUAGAAAGCACGCGAAAGAGCAAAUGCAGCCAAGAACACCUGAGCCCGUGGAAGGCAGAGAGCACAUUCAUGUGCAGACAGAACUGUAUUUGGAAGAGAUUAGUGACCGGAUAAUAGAGGUUGAUACAGAGUGUCAAACAGAUGCGUUUUUGGACAGGCCACCCACUCCGCUCUUCAUACCAGCCAAAACAGGAAAAGAUGUGGCCACGCAAAUAGAAGAAGGAGAGUUGUUUGACUUUGAUGUCGAAGUCAAGCCGAUCCUGGAAGUGUUGGUUGGGAAAACAGUUGAGCAAGCUUUGCUGGAAGUCAUGGAGGAAGAAGAGCUGGCCCAGUUGUGGGCACAUCAGCGUGCCUACGCAGAGCUGCGUAACGCGGAGCUUGCGGAAGUACAGCGCCUGGAAGAGCAGGACAGGCGAUACAGAGAGGAGAAGGAACGUCGCAAACUCCAGCACAUGCAAAUGCUGCAGAAACAGAAAGAGACCACAGAGAAAAUUGCAGCUCGGGCAUUCGCUCAGCGUUACUUGGCUGAUCUCAUUCCCUCGGUCUUCAACAAUCUUCGCGAGAGUGGAUUUUUUUAUGACCCUAUAGAAAGAGAUAUUGAGACAGAAUUCUUUCCGUGGCUUAUGACAGAAGUGGAAGAAACACUAGAGAGGAAGGCUCUGGGGAGGACAAUCCUUGACUCCUUGAUUUGUACAGUGGUUGAAAAACGCUUAGAUGCAUUUAGCCAUAAACCUCUGUCUGAUCAGAUAGAGGCACCUGCUGAAGAGCCCAGGACAACAGAUGCAGCACCCCAGGUGACUGGUGAGAUGGACACUGCUGACCAACUGGUCGCAGAGAAAGAAGAGACUGGCCAGGCUGUUGCUGAGGAACAGCCUUCACGUCACAUCACUUUCCAGUUAGAAGAAUCGGAUCAAGCAGGAACAGAGGAUUUGGAAACUGAGUAA